UGGACGCUAGCUAGGUGCACUCUCGGGACGUCCAGGGACGAGCCCCAAAGCGGGCCAAACGGGCUGCUCAGCCUCGGCAAGCGUGCGGGACACCUACGCGACUGCCAGAAGAGAGGCAUAAAGCGUCACUUGCCUCGCGCCUCGCGCCCUGCCCCCUGUCAAGGCAGUGCUCUGAGGCGCCAUGCGGUGCGCAUUCCUAGCGUUAUUGGCGUGCGUGGAGGGCUUCCAGCUGCCGCGGCGCAGCCAUGCGCUGCACACGCGCACCCUGAAAAUAGCCGCCGCCGCCGUCGCCGUGCCGGACCCCCCGAAACCGGGCCCGCUCGCGCUGAAACUCGGCGGCAAAUCCAUCAACUUGACGGGCCUCUGGUUCGGCGCGAGCAUGACGAUCUGGGUCAUCGCCCUGUACCCGCUCGUCCUGACCUGCGCGAUCACCUCGAGAUUAUUCGAUCCGAAAAAGCGCCGGCCGAUGGACUUCAUGGUCUGGCUCUGGGCGCGCUGUAGCAUGCUCACUUGCUUGUAUAGACCGAAGGUGACGGGCAAGGAGAACCUGCCGGAGAAGGGCGUGCCGGUGCUCAUCGUGCCGAACCACUGUUCUUAUCUAGAUAUCUUGACGCUGUCGGCGUUCAUGCCGCGGCCCUUCAAGUACAUCUCGAAGAUCGAGAUCCUGCGCAUUCCCUUCAUCGGAUGGGCCAUGGGCUUCGCCGGCCACAUCGCCCUGCGGCGGGCGGACCGCCGGUCGCAGCUCGAGACGUUCAAGGACACGGUCGAAUCCUUAAAGAACGGCAACUCGGUCGUGGCCUUUGCUGAAGGCACUAGGUCCGCGGACGGCACUUUACAAAAGUUCAAGCGGGGCCCCUUCAAGAUGGCGACGACCGCGGAGGUGGACGUCGUCCCGGUCGCGCUCUGCGACCUGCACAAGUGGCACCCGCCGUCGGCGCUCAUGCCCCUGGCCGUGCCCCGCGGCGUCGAGCUCAAGGUCCUGCCCACGAUCCCCACGGCCGGGAAGGCGCCCGACGACGUCAUGGCCGAGUGCCAGGCGGCCGUGAACGCCGCGCUGCCGGCGCACCAGCAGUCGCGCGCGAAGUGAGUUCAUGUUGGGGCGCGCGCCGACAAUUUAAACUACAUCUAUGAGUCGAA
Pelagomonas calceolata is the source of this 1137-nucleotide messenger RNA. The record is from the annotation of a GenBank genome assembly. NCBI's taxonomy places the organism in Eukaryota, Pelagophyceae, Pelagomonadales, Pelagomonadaceae.